GGUGUCGCCCCGCCCCUUGCGCUCCUCCCGCCCCUUGCGCUCCGCCCGCCGCCCUGCCGGCCGCCUCCUCGGCGUCGCCGGCUCCCCCGAGGUGACGACAACAUGGCUGCGGCGGCCAGGCUGCUCUUCUGCCUGCUCCUGCUCUGGCCGCCCUGGCCGGGGCUGGGCCUGACGGACCUGGACACGGGCCGGCGCUUCUCGGAGCAUAAACUCUGCGCCGACGAAGAAUGCAGCAUGUUAAUGGUCCGAGGUGAGGCUCUGCAAGAUUUUGCAGGCCCGGAUUGUCGUUUUGUGAAUUUUAAAAAAGGAGACCCUGUAUAUGUCUACUAUAAACUGGCAGGGGGAUCGCCUGAAGUUUGGGCAGGAAGUGUUGGACGAAUUUUUGGAUAUUUUCCAAAAGAUUUAAUAAAGGUAGUCUAUGAAUAUACUAAAGAGGAGAUACAAGUUCCAACAGAUGAGACAGAUUUUGUUUGUUUUGAUGGGGGAAGAGAUGAUUUUGAUAAUUAUAAUAUAGAAGAACUUUUAGGAUUUUUGGAAUUUUACGAUUCUGCACCCGAAGAUUCUGAAAAAGCUAUAGAAGAAACUUCCCAGCAUGUGAACAGACUUCCUGGGGUGUCUGAGGAAAAGAACCCUGACACUGAACCAGUAGAAUCCAGCUCAGAGGACAAUGAAGGUGUCUUCUCAGAAAACACUGAGGAACUCAGGGGAACACCUGAGGCUCAGAAGAGCUACCCCCAUAUAAACGGUCCAACAGAUCCCGCCCAGGGAGAACGAUCUUCAUUUGAACCUUUUGAAGAAAUGCUGCAAGAUAAAUUAAAAGUGCCAGAAAGUGAAAACAACAAAACGAGCAAUAGUUCUCAGGUGUCCGAUGAACAGGAGAAGAUGGAUGCUUAUAAACUUUUGAAAAAAGAAAUGACUCUGGACUUGAAAACCAAAUUCGGUUCAACUGCUGACGCAUUGGUAUCUGAUGACGAGACGACCAGACUCGUUACUUCAUUAGAAGAUGAUUUUGAUGAGGAAUUGGAUGCCGAGCAUUACACAGUUGGGAAGGAAGAAGAGGAGGAUAAAGAAAACUUUGAUGAGAUACCGUUGCUAACCUUUUCAGGUGGAGAGGAUACGAAAACUCCGGUGAAAUCUGGAGCUGAGAAAUACUCAACAGACAAAGAACAGAAUUCACAUGAAGAGCGUAAGGUUAUGGUAGCUCAGCCCCCUGGCAUGAAAAACGAUGAUAAGAAUAUACUAACAUCCUUGGAGGAUUCCAGCCUCUUUCUUGCCACAAAAAGUGAAGAACAAAGAGGUGUGGAUUUAGAGAGUUCUGAUUCCAAGGAAGAAAAGGAAAGUGAUGAUGCAUUAGUCCCAGAGAGCAAACAGGUCACACCACGGUCAGCAGCAGAUUAUAUUGACCCUGAAAAGGCAGAAGAUGGUCCCUUGAUUGUAGAGGUCUCUAAAACAAAUAAUGACAAAGACCCGGAAAUGGACCCAGAACUCCACAUUAAAGAAAAGAGGAAGGUGGAGGAUUCCGGGAGGGGCCUGGUGCAGGAUGAGACGGGACUAGAGGAUGCCAAGCCAGAAGGCAUGACCGUGCACAGGGCUCCUCAAAGCAGUGACCUCAAUGCAUUGCCAGCUGCUGAAAAGGGUAAAGAAACAUUAAAAUCAGGCUUUGACCACAAAGAAGAUGACCUGAAAGGAGCAACUGUAGAUAUCUCAGAAGGAACACUCCAGGAAGAAAAGCCUGGAGAGCAGAUUUUGGAAGGUGGCUCAGAGAGUGGCUCGGUACAUACAGCUGCAGGGAAUCCAAUGAAAGAAGGGAAGAUUGAACAGGAAUCCAGGCAUAGUGCACCCCUCGCGGGGGAUAACCAGCAUAAUGCAUCCAAAGACAGUGUGGAGGGUGGAGAUGUUCCAGCAAGUGGACCAAAACCACCCUCGCUUUCAGUGGAGCAUCCACAUGAGAAACUGAAAGAGGAAACACUUCUUAAAACUCAAAACCAGCCUCGAUUCUCCUCUCCAGACGAAAUUGGUUUGCCAAGAGAACUGGAAGAAGGGAGUCCUGUUCUGGGAAGAAAUCUUUCCCAGCAACAGGGAAGAGAUGUGGCUGCUGUAGUUAAUAAGGAAGCAAAUGAAAAGAUAAGACGCUCUGAGGAAGAGGUCAAACAGGACCCCUCAGAUGAAGACUUUGUUCACCGCAAGCCAACGCCGGGCAUGCAGGAAGUGGAAACAACAGACCAAAAUGAUAGCGCGGAAGUACCGGAUUUCCUUGAUGAAGAAUGGGAAGCAGAAGAUGACGAUUACGCUCCUGAAGAACUACUGGAGGAUGAAAAUGCCGUAAGUGCAGGAGAGUCUAAAGAAGAAAGCCCUGUGAUUCAGGACAGGCAGCUUGAUGUUAAUGCGCAAGGCCCCGAAAGAGCCGUUUUAGGCGCUGUGGAUGCUGAUCCAGAAACCGAAGAAAACAAAGAAGAAACUGGUAGCCUUUUAGAAAUUGAAAGAAAAAAUGAAACUGUGGGCGAAAUAGACAGGAAACCUGGUCAUAUGGUGGUGGAAAAAGAAGGCGGCCCUCUGGUAGAUGAGAAAGCACAGCGGCCAUCUGAAGGCAGUGACUUUCCUGACAAGAAAAAAGAUGAGACUCCAGAGUUAGGUGAAGUGUUUGAGGAUAAAGAUCCUGAUUAUUUUAAAGAGGACAGCCCUGAGGAACACCUGAACACCUCAGGGCUCACUGAGAAGCCUGGGGGAGAAGAAGUCUCAAAAGAGGACCGUGAGGACUUAGAGAAAUUCAUGGACACAGAACGCCAGGGGUCUGCUUCUGGGGAACGCGAAGAUGACGUGUUCCACUGGCCUCCCCACUGGACCGCAAAGCCCAAGCAGAGUGACAAGAUGAAGGACGCGCCUAUAAUAAGCAGCUUCUUUAAAGAACCGCAGUCUUUGCAGCGGUUCCAGAAGUACUUUGACAUCCAUGAGCUGGAAGCCCUCUUCCAAGAAAUGUCACUAAAGCUGAAGGCAGCCCAGCAGGAGAGCCUGCCUUAUAAUGUGGAAAAAGUCCUAGAUAAGGUUUUCCGUGCAUCGGAGUCCGAAAUUCUGAGCAUAGCAGAGAAAAUGCUCGAUACUCGUGUGAUCAAAAAUGGAGAACUGGGAGUGAAGGAAAGUAACAUAUUUGAAGAGGCCGCGGUGCUAGAUGACGUUCAAGACCUAAUCUAUUUUGUCAGGUACACACACUCCAUAGCAGAGGAGACUGUACCCCCGGCAGCAGCACGGCGUCCAGCGGAAGACUGGGAUAGACUGAUGGAAGACGUCCCCCCACCACGUGAAGAUGAUUUCUCACAAGAGGACACAGAAGAUCUUAAAACAGAGAUUCCUGAAGAGCCCAGCUGCUUGGAUCAAUUGGAUCAACCCACAACUAGUGACGUGGGUACCUCAGAAAUGUCACAGAAGCCGAAUACUGAGAAAGACAUACACCCAGGCAUAAUUACAACCAAGCGCACUCCUGUCAAUGCUGUUGAUCCUAGAAAGCAGCAAGAAACGAAGGCUGAAGAAGCGACGAGUGUCACACCUUGGGAAAAUGCAAUUCUUUUAAUAUAUUCAUUCAUGUUUUAUUUAACUAACAUGCUACUUGCUACAUUGCCUGAUGAUGUUCAGCCUGGACCCGAUUGUUAUGGCCUGCCAUGGAAGCCUGUGCUUAUCACUGCCUCCUUAGGAAUUGUUUCAUUUGCCAUUUUCUUCUGGAGAACCAUCCUUGUUGUUAAGAGUAGAAUGUACCAAGUCACUGAACAGCAAAUUGCUGAGAAGUUGAAGACUAUCACCAAAGAAAAUGCAGAACUUGUACAAAAAUUGUCAAAUUAUGAACAGAAGAUCAAGGAAUCAAAGAAGCGUAUUCAAGAAACCAAGAGACAAAAUAUGAUUCUCUCAGAUGAAGCCAUUAAAUUUAAGGAUAAAAUCAGGAACCUUGAAGAAACUAAUGGAAUUCUGGAUGAGACAGCUAAAAAUCUGCAUGUUAUGUUAGAAUCUGAGAGAGAACAGAUUGCCAAAAAUCAGGACUUGAUAUCGGAAAACAAGAAGUCUAUAGAGAAGUUAAAGGAUGUUAUUUCACUGAAUGCUUCAGAAUUUUCUGAGGUUCAGAUUGCUCUUAAUGAAGCUAAACUCAGUGAAGAGAAGGUGAGGUCUGAAUGCCUUCGGGUUCAGGAAGAAAAUGCUAAACUUAAGAAGAAGAAAGAGCAGUUGCAGCAGGAAAUCGAAGACUGGAGUAAAUUGCAUGCUGAACUCAGUGAGCAAAUCCAGUCAUUUGAGAAGUCUCAGAAAGAUUUGGAAAUGGCUGUCACUCACAAAGAUGAUAAGGUUGAUGCUUUGGUUAAUUGCAUUACACAGUUGGAUCGGAUAGAUUGUGAAUCUGAACCUGAGGGUCAAAAUAAAGGAGGAAAUGAGCCAGGUGAAUUAGCAAACGGGGAAGUGGGAGGUGACCAGAGUGAGAGGAUGAAAAAUCAAAUUAAGCAGAUGAUGGACGUUUCUCGGACCCAAACUGCAAUAUCGUUGGUUAAAGAGGAUCUAAAACUUUCACAAGUUAAGCUUAGAGCGUCGAUGUCCACUGAGUGUAACCUGAAAGACCAAAUAAAGAAAUUAGAAGAUGAUCGCAGUUCCCUGGAGGCUGCCAAAGCUGGACUAGAGGCUGAGUGCAGCACCUUGAGGCAGAAAGUGGAGGUUCUGAACGAGCUCUAUCAGCAGAAGGAGAUGGCUCUGCAGAAGAAGCUGAGUAAGGAGGAGUUUGAGCGGCAGGAGAAGGAGCAGCGGCUGUCAGUCGCAGACGAGAAGGUGGUGCUGGCGGCCGAGGAAUUGAAAACUUACAAGCGGAGAAUUGAAGAAAUGGAAGAUGAAUUACAGAAAACCGAGCGCUCAUUUAAAAACCAGCUCGCUGCGCACGAGAAGAGAGCGCAUGAUAACUGGCUCAAAGCUCGUGCUGCGGAAAGAGCUAUAGCUGAAGAGAAACGAGAAUCUUCUAACUUGCGACACAAAUUAUUGGAAAUGACCCAAAAGAUGGCCAUGCUGCAGGAAGAACCUGUGAUUGUAAAACCAAUGCCAGGAAGACCCAACAUGCAAAAUGCUCCCCGGAGAGGUCCUCUGAGCCAGAAUGGCUCUUAUGGCCCGUCUCCUGUGAGUGGUGGAGAGUGCUCCCCUCCACUGACAGCAGACCCACCCGCGCGACCUCUCUCUGCCACGCUCGGUCGAAGAGAGAUGCCUAGAAGUGAAUUUGGGUCAAUGGACGGGCCUCUCCCUCAUCCUCGAUGGUCGUCUGAGGCAUCUGGAAAACCCUCUGCCCCUGAUGCAGGAUCUGGCGCAGCUCCCACGAUGAACAGCGGCUCGAGAAGCUCUUCCCCUGCCAAGGUGGCGGAGGAGGGCAAGCAAACUGUUCCCCAAGAGCCUGAAGGCCCUUCAGUUCCCAGCAUUACAUCUUUGGCUGAGCCUCCUGGAGCAGUGAAUAUGGCUACAAAAGGGCCCCCUCGUUUCCCAGGGGUGCCCUUCAUGGGCUCUCCUGUGGGAGGCCCUCUCCCACCGCCCAUUCGCUAUGGACCACCGCCUCAACUCUCCGGGCCUCCACCGCCCAGUCAGUAUGGACCGCCGCCUCAACUGUCCGGGCCUCCACCGCCCACUCAGUAUGGACCGCCGCCUCAACUCUCCGGGCCUCCACCGCCCAGGCAGUAUGGACCGCCGCCUCAACUCUCCGGGCCUCCACCGCCCAGGCAGUAUGGACCACCGCCUCAACUCUCUGGGCCUCCAGCGCCCAAUCAGUAUGGACCGCCGCCUCAACUCUCCGGGCCUCCACCGCACAGUCAGUAUGGACCGCCGCCUCAACUGUCUGGGCCUCCACCGCCCAGGCACUAUGGACCGCCGCCUCAACUCUCCGGGCCUCCACCGCCCAUUCAUCAUGGACCGCCUCCCCAGCUCUGUGGGCCCUUUGGACCUCGGCCACUUGGCCCACAAUUCGGUCCUGGUCCGCGCCCACCACUAGGCGUAAGAGAAUAUGCACCAGGUGUUCCACCUGGAAAAGGGGACCUCCCUGUCGACCCUCGAGAGUUUUUACCGGGACACGCACCUUUUACACCUCCAGGCAAUUUUGUCCCGAGAGAAUACUUUAUUCCUGGUGCCCGAUUACCACCCCCAACCCACGACCCCCAGGAUUAUCCACCUUCUGCUGCAAGAGACUUACCACCUUCCGGCUCUCGAGAUGAGUCCCCGCCUGCCUCGCAGAGCAGUGGCCAGGACUCCUCAUCAGCCUUAAAACACAGCCCCUAAGGGACCUCUGACACUUCGUCCAAGAGAAGGUGAACCGUGCACUCUUGGGUUACAGUAAAGGAUUUUAUUGGCUUCAAAAUCCAAAAGUUUAUUUUCAAAGGUUUUAGAACUAAGCUGCCCUGGCAGUGUGCAUUUUUGAGCCAAACAAUUAAAAAAUAUCAUUUUCCCCCCUAAAUAGAAGCCACCUCGGAAUCUAGCACCUUCUUACAACUUUGAAAUGUGCAAUAAAGAAUACCUGUGUUUCAUUAAUGUAGCAUAUGUAACUGCUAAAUGAUUUAGAGCGUCAUGAAAAAUAACAUUUCCUGUGGAAAUGCUAUAAGAACACGUAUUUCCAUUUAUCCUAUUUUUAGUGUACAUCAGUUGAAUAUAGAGCAACAGUGUUUAUAAGCUUGAGUUUUUAAAAUAUCUGGUCAUGAAGACUGUUACACUAAAAAUGUUUACUAAAAGAUCACGCCACUCUCUCCCCUCUUGCUGAGGUUCUCUGUAGUAAUAGUUCAUAAAAAUUUCCUUAUUAAUAUUUCCCAAGUGUCUCUUGCUUCAUUGGAUUCUUUUCUCAUGAGAUGGGUGCCAUGUUGGAAACAUGCAAACUCAGGCCCCCAAAACUGGAGAUGGUGACUUGGCAGCAGCCCUGUUGCUCACCACGCAGGAGGGGCAACCUCAGAGUCACCUGGGAACGCGACAACUGACGUCAUCCUUUUCCUUGAAAUCCAGUGGGCCCAUCUGUACGGCAUUCAUGUGCUUGCUUGUGACUCUCACUGCCUAGUUGAGGUGGUUUCCUGAGUAUGCGUUUCCAUUAGUAGCAGGACUUGUUGAACCUGCUGUUCUGUUGCUUUUCACCAUUCUUGCAUUAAGGGUGCUUGACAGAAAAAUGAAAAUGAUGUGUUGUGACCAUAAAAGUAAGGAAAUUUGUUUUAAAAAA
Equus caballus (horse) is the source of this 7192-nucleotide messenger RNA. Its product is annotated as transport and Golgi organization protein 1 homolog. Gene Ontology annotation, cellular component: endoplasmic reticulum membrane; endoplasmic reticulum exit site. Lineage: Eukaryota; Metazoa; Chordata; Mammalia; Perissodactyla; Equidae. Gene Ontology annotation, biological process: endoplasmic reticulum to Golgi vesicle-mediated transport; protein secretion; vesicle cargo loading. Gene Ontology annotation, molecular function: protein binding. The record is from RefSeq and is a predicted model, not a curated record.